UCAGUUUCUGUUUGUGCUGCAGUUCGUAACGUCUGUUAUUACUUUACCUGCAUAUUAAUUUUAACAUUGGUCAGCUAUACGCAUAUUGUGCGCCAUAUAAACCAUUAAUCCAGAGAUCACCUAAAACAUCCUCCACGAAGGGAUUCCUCCUUUAAGCAGAUAUAGAUAACCAUGGACAAAAAGAGUUCAACUGAAAGUGAAGAAAAUGAAGAAUGUUCCGUAAGAGAAGAAACCCAGGCAGAAGAACAAUCUCCUAAGGACGUGAAAGAAGAAACUGAAAUUUCAAAACUGAACCCAAGACAAGAUGAUGAGUUUCCCAUGACAGCUGCUAGGUCUGCUGAUGCUAAUCAGAUAAAUAGUACAACCAUACUACCUGAGGAAGUCCAAAGUAACAUUGUCAGUGAAAAUUUUCUUCCGGUAUCAAUGGAAAGCUUAGACCUGCCUCUAGGAGAAGUUCAAUCCAUCAACAAAGCAGAAGGAAGAAGUGUUACAAAUGACCAGAGUCUUCUGAUAAAACAACCUAUUGCAAAAACAACAGAAAAUACUUUGCAAAAUCCCUCUGGAUCAGAAGUACUUCACUUCUCACCUUACAAACCUCAUAGAGAAACAAAGGCAGAAGAACCGCCUGGCCAAUCUAAGUCACCAGAAGUUGCAUUAGAUGGCAAUUCAAGCAUUCAUAGCUCAGAAGCAUCUUGUUCGUGGAUGGUAAAAAUACCGGAGAAAGAUGCAAAACGUGGGACAGAUUCCCUUUGGCUAAGAGGUAUCCCAGAUCCUCGGAAGAAAUCUGACAAAAGCCACGAAAUUAAAAUCGAUAUAAAGAAAUUAAUGUCGAAACGGAAGUUAUUGCAAAAAUAUGCUAUUCCUCCAACCCCCAACAAUUCAGAUGAUGAAAUGCAUGUAGCAGGAGAAGAUGCUCGAGCAUCGGAAAGUUCAAACCGCUUUGUACAGCUCAAAUAUCCAUUACAUCUGCCUACAGGGGAUGUUUUCCCAAACACCUCUGAUAAAAUUCGCGUUUCAAAUUCACAAUUUAUUUCAAGACUUGGUACAGAUGCAGACUCAUCUCAAGUGAAGGGAAAUGCUGGAUGCUCUGAAGAGACGAAUAAUAGAUCUGAAAAACGCAAACGAAAGCCGUAUUUCGAAACCGAAGAAGAAAAUGAAAGUGAAGAUUCUAAAGCCAUUAAAUCAACUACAGUUUCUUCAAGUCCAACAAGCUGUGUCCAUGUAAUGAAAUCUGGCAGUUCGAGCGCGGUUUCUUGUCUGAAAGCUUCCAAUGACCAAACUGCACCUAAAACGUCUGAAAGAAAAGGGGCUGAUUCAUUUGAGACCCCCUUGUCAACGACGUCUUCUCGAAUCACUUCUCGUCAUCAGAGAUCUUUGUCUGGUCCAGAAGCUGAAUCGCCCUCUAAAUAUGAAGCUGAAGGUAUAAAAAAGCCGAAAUUAUCUGAACAUUCUUCUGAGGAAGGUUCAAACAGAUCAAGCAAAAUUCUUCCUCCCCAGAAAGCUUCAUCAACUCCUCCUAUUUAUAUUAAAAAAAAAGCAAAUUAGCCUCCUUUGCAUAUCUCUUCCAUGUACGCCAAGCCGAAUUUCAAUAAAAAAAUCACCAACAUUACGUAGAAAAGAUGUGGAAGAAAUCAAAAGUUUCUCUUCAGAAAGUCUUUCAGCUCAUUCGGGACAGAAAAGAUGGGAAAGGAGGCUUUCCAUAACCUUUUCUCCACCCACUCAAAAUCAAAGCUCCAGUGUUGAUUUCCCAACACAUAGGACAAAUGGGGAAGAAAGUGAAGCGCAAGCAGAUAAAAAUCAGUUGGGAAAUUCAUAUACCGUGCUUAAACUUCCGACUGCAUCAAAUUCGCAACGCCAAAUCCAACCAGGGACGAAUCCACGUAUUAUCAGAUUACAAGCUGUGAAGCUCUGCAGCCCUGUGUUUUUAGAAAGACCCAGCUCCUCCUCCACAUAGCCAAAAAUGCCAUCAGAUUUUCUUGAAGACCAAAAACAGUCAGGAGAUGAAAUAACAGCUAAUGAAAUUAGGAACCCAAAUGAUUCAACAAGAGCAUCAUUUGAAAAGGAAACAGAAUAUGGGCAAUUAGUAAUAGCAGAAGAUAACAGCGAAGAUGAUCGAGCAGAUAUUGAACGUUCAGUAACGAUUUUAUAUCGUCCAUAGAACUGGGGACGCUCAUUCAGUAACCAAAAAAUGCAGAAACCACAGUGACGCGAGAUAUGGCGAAAGUUCACAAGUGAUGGAACAAGGAAUGGACUUCGAACACGGAAUAACCGAAGACAAAUCAGAAAUGGCAAAAGAUAGGAAGCAGGAUGCAUUAACGCAUAGGAACAUUUCAGCAGUGACUUCAUCUGAUCUUGAAAUUACAAAUCCCAAGUCGGAUAUUGCUAAAGGUAGAAGCCAAGAUAAUAUAUCAUCUAUCGAAAAUUCAGGAAGGGCUUUAGUCAACGCACAAACCAUAGGUGUUUAUUCGGAAAUCGAUAAAGUUAAGAAUCAAUUUCGUCAUAGUACAAAGAAAGAAUAGUGACUUUUUUUCGGGAGGCAGAUUUCUAAUAAAAAAAUAUACGGAUGAUAGGAAUUCUAAAUUGCAACUGUUUACAUUUCAUAAUUGGAUGAAAGAGAAAAAUGUAUACAUCGGACAUUGCUAUUGAAAAAGCUCGAUUAAAAAAAUAAUCCUUAUUUUCAUCUGUAUAUAUGUGCAUAAAUUAUUUAAAUUAGUUUUAAAUAAAACUUCUGAAUUUUAGAAUUAUGCAAUGUUUUGACAUUUAGUCGCUAACUUUAUAUUCUUCUGGAUUCUUUGAGGUAAAUACUUUAAUCAAACGUAAGCUAUAGUCAAGGCAUGAACAUAUUUUAAUAAAAUCAGAUAUAUAAAGAAAACAAACAUUCAUACUCGAAAUAGAAAUCUUUAUAGUUUCCGUAUGUGGUUCUGUCUAAAACAAAGCAAUAUUUGAUACUUAUUUUGAAUUCGGAAUUGGUCCUUUACGAAUAGUCAAGCGUGAACAUUCCUUCCAACAUUAACUGCUGUAGAUAUUAUUUUUCUUGAUAUAUAUAAUAUUUUUACAGCAUUCAUCAAGAACUUUACAUUCUGUAUUCCUUACAAAUCUGAUCUUUAUGUAAACUUCAGAUGCUUGCCUUCCGACAUUAAAGGACUCCAGGAGUUUUUUAACAGCAAACUUCUCUUUAAGACUCCAAACUCCUAUUUAAGGAAACUACCCAGAGAAUAAACCGCGCUCCAUUAUCGCUUCCCUGACCAAUGACAAUAGUUAACCCCCCUCCCCAAUUCCUAUGAUGGCAACUGAAAGCAAAGACGUGUUGCAUCAGGAGAUCCGUGCUGCCUAGUUAUGUCCCCCGCAAUAAAAAUUUUGUGUUUAAUUAAUCGGUAGCAAAAUUUCUAAUUUUGUGUAAUUAAAAAUGUGAUCACCAUAUGAAAUGUUGCAAUACACACGUAUAAAAAUGAAAAAUAUAAUAAAUAUUAUUACAAAGCAAAUUAAAAAAUUAUUA
Stegodyphus dumicola is the source of this 3496-nucleotide messenger RNA. RefSeq lists its product as uncharacterized. The record is from RefSeq and is a predicted model, not a curated record. Lineage: Eukaryota; Metazoa; Arthropoda; Arachnida; Araneae; Eresidae.